CGCCCGGGGCACCAGUGCGGGACAUGUGCGGGCCGCGCCGGAUCGGGAGGACACUGACUUGAUGGGACUUUUUGGACCAGUGGCUCCCCGGCUGGAGUGGUGGCUGUUCUCUUUGUUGAGGCUGUGUCUCUGAUGGCAGUUGGUAUUCUUUUCCUUCUAGACACAACCCGAGGGGCUGUUGUGGGGAGGCUGAGCCGCGCCACGCUGUUGGCACGUUGUCAAGAACCACGCUCAGCGCCUUGUUUGUACGCCUCCAAGUUUCAUUGUCUUCCUGACACCCCAUGCUCGGCCCAGGCGCCGCGUGGUUUCUAGUGCUGUUUCUGGGGCAGGGCUUUGCGGUUGAUGUUCUAGGAGACCCUGGCACCUCGCUUUUCCCUGUGGGGGGUCCUUAGCGAAUUCCAGUCGCCUUACCUUUUGUCUAAAAGUUUGUAGUUCCGGGUAUUCUCUCACUCCUCACCGGAUCCUGGCAAUGUUUUUUUUUUCUUCUUUCUUUCUUUUUUUUUUUAAGGGAUGUGUUUUUCACUAUCAAAGGAAUGUGAUCCGGGACCCCCAUACAUAUCGCCCUAGGACGAGCAUAGCUUUGGAGAGAUGGACUUUAAAAUUUUUACUAGUUUCUGAAAGUUUUCCCACGAUGAAUUUAGGACCGCGUGUGCUGUUAGAACACAAGUACCAUGCAGUCAAAAACUGUCCAAGUGUGACAAGCAGGCUUGGUUGUAAGUGCAAAAAGCGAGGCUGUCAUUGUUUCCACCAAAGCUUUACAACUAAAACUUGCCGUCAGUCUGGUUUAAAAACAAAACACACUGGGGAGGAAGGGGGAAAAAAAAACCCCAAAAGGUCAAAGACUGUGAAGUCCCUUUUGAAGCUAACUUUGGAGUCCCUGACUGGGAGGUCCCUCGAGUGUUCCAGUCGUGGACUGGAGUUGGCUUUUUUUUGUUGUGAUUUAUGUGGAGUGGUUCAAAACAGAAGUUAAUCGCUUGGAGAAGCGGGCGGGGGGAAGGGGGCGCUGGUGCGCAUGCCCGGGAGCUUCCUCGAGUUUGUUACUCCACAUUCUUUCAGACCUAGACCGCGACUGCAGUUCCAACGGAACACGGUUAUAGCAGCUGCCGCCAAACACGCUUCCUCACGGGGUUUCUCCGCGCUUCCUACCUUUAUAGAGUUGGGUGGAUGUUAUUCUGUGAGAGACCCCGAAACAUACGGAACUCAUGAAGACCCCGGGUACUUGGUUAAGUCUUGUUGCAGCGUCUGGCAGUGACUCUGAGGAUGAAGACAGCAUGGACAGUCCCCUGGACCUUUCCUCAUCAGCAGCCUCUGGCAAGAGAAGGAGGAGAGGCAAUCUGCCCAAGGAGUCGGUCCAGAUUCUGCGCGACUGGCUGUAUGAACACAGAUACAACGCCUAUCCCUCAGAGCAAGAGAAAGCACUGCUGUCGCAGCAGACACACCUGUCCACACUACAGGUCUGUAACUGGUUCAUCAACGCCCGCCGCAGGCUCCUCCCUGACAUGCUGAGAAAGGAUGGCAAAGAUCCAAAUCAGUUCACGAUUUCCCGCCGUGGGGCCAAGAUUUCAGAAGCUGGCUCUAUUGAAGCUGCAAUGGGUAUCAAAAACUUCAUGCCAACUCUAGAAGAGAGCCCAUUUCAUUCCUGCGUAGUUGGACCCAACCCAACCCUAGGGAGACCAGUGUCUCCCAAACCUCCCUCCCCAGGAUCCAUUUUGGCUCGCCCGUCAGUGAUCUGCCAUACCACUGUGACUGCGUUGAAGGAUGGGCCUUUCUCUCUCUGUCAGCCAAUUGGUGUGGGACAGAGUACAGAUGUGCCGCAAAUAGCACCCAGCAACUUUACAGACACCUCUCUCGUGUACCCAGAGGACACUUGCAAAUCUGGACCCAGUCCAAACCCUCAGAGUGGUCUUUUCAACACUCCUCCCCCUACUCCACCAGACCUCAACCAGGAUUUUAGUGGAUUCCAGCUUCUAGUGGAUGUUGCACUCAAACGGGCGGCAGAGAUGGAGCUUCAGGCCAAACUCACAGCUUAACCGUUUUUUCAAACAAAACAGUUCUCCAAAAUAUGGUCCUGAUUGCCGGGGGUGAUGGCAAGAGAUGCAUUAUUUUAUAUAUUUUUCUAUUAAUAUUUGCACAUGGGAUUGCUCAUCGAAGCUUCCUGUUACUAAGAUGUCUUCAGUGGAAUAGAGUCAUUCCAAGAACUACAAACUAAAGCUACUGUAGAAACAAAGGGUUUUCUUUUCGAAUGUUUCUUGGUAGUUUCUCAUAAUGUGAGACGGUUCCCAGUAUCAUGUGAUCUUCUCCUCCAGACUCCUCCUUUUUAUGUUCCAAGACUGUGCAAUACUUUAGAAGCCCUCGCACCUCUCUCUUCCCAUGUGGAACGUGACGCCCACAUACAGUCUAAAUGAGUAAACUUUCAGUUUUUUGUUUGUUUGUUUUUUUUUAGAUUCAAGCAAGUAUGAAUCUAGUUGUUGGAUACCUUUUUUCAUGAUGUAAUAAAGUAUUUUCUUUAAAAGUUA
This is a messenger RNA of Mus caroli (Ryukyu mouse), 2516 nucleotides long. RefSeq names its product TGFB induced factor homeobox 1 (gene Tgif1). The record is from RefSeq and is a predicted model, not a curated record. Lineage: Eukaryota; Metazoa; Chordata; Mammalia; Rodentia; Muridae. Gene Ontology annotation, biological process: regulation of DNA-templated transcription. Gene Ontology annotation, molecular function: DNA binding.